Molecule: messenger RNA, 1702 nt
Organism: Camelina sativa (false flax)
Lineage: Eukaryota; Viridiplantae; Streptophyta; Magnoliopsida; Brassicales; Brassicaceae
Source: RefSeq, a predicted model, not a curated record
ACACCCACCACUGACUUGCUUAAAUCAUCCACACCAUCACCUGAGAACUGAUAACAAUGGCGUCGAGAUUCUCUACUAAAAUCCCUUCCCUCUCUGCAAUUUUCUCGAUCUACACAUCUCUCUCCGCCUUCACGAUGCUCUUCAAAACCAUUCUCCGUGAGAUCAUUCCCACCAAGAUCCGUGACUUCAUCGUCUCCAAAUUCAAAGACUACUUCUCUUCUUAUUUCAACCCCAAUUUCACGUUCAUCAUCGAAGAAAAGAGCGACCUCGUCCCGAAUCAGAUUUUCCGUGCUGCCCAAGUCUACUUGCCGACCCUUCUCACAAGAAUCUCCACCGGGAGUCUCCUCGUCAGUUCCAGAAACCUCAAUAAUCCGAUUGCUAAACCCAAAUUUGGAAUACCCGUAAAAGCCAAAAUCACCGAUGAAUUCGAAGGGAUUCCUCUUGAAUGGACUCUUCACUCGGAGAAAGACACUGACACUAAUCCUUUCCAGAAGAGUAAACAGAUACGGUACUUUCAUUUGACGUGUAAAAAGGAUUUUAGAGACAAGAUUAUGUCGGAUUACUUCUCAUAUAUUGCCAAGUCAUCGGUGAAGAUAUUGGCACACAGAGAUAAUCUAAAAAUCUACACCUACAAUUCAAACCGUCACGAAUGGCAAUCAGCAAUUUUUCAACAUCACACGACAUUUGAAACCCUAGCAAUGGAACCUGAGCUCAAGAAUACAUUGAUCCGUGACCUAGACGCUUUCUCCAGUGGGAAAGACUUCUUCAAAACCGUAGGACGAGCUUGGAAACGUGGUUAUCUUCUUUACGGUCCACCUGGAACCGGGAAAUCGUCGCUUGUUGCUGCAAUUGCUAACUACAUGAACUUUAAUGUCUAUGAUCUUCAGAUUCAGAGUGUUGAAGAUGAUGAAAUGCUUAGACAGAUUCUCACUAUGACUCAGAACCGUUCCAUUCUUCUCGUAGAAGAUCUUGAUUGUGCUGGAGCGGAUGCUAGAAACGAGGAUAAAGAAGAUAACGAGAAUAUUCAGGAUAUGAAUAAGAAGAAGAAGAAGAAGAAGAAGAAGGAUCCCCAGGUUCCAUGGAGUGUAACUUUGUCUGGUCUACUUAACUUUGUUGACGGAUUAUGGUCAAGCUGUGUAGAGGAACGGAUCAUAAUAUUCACCACGAAUCACAAGGAGAAACUCGAUCCAGCAUUGUUGAGACCAGGAAGGAUGGAUGUUCAUAUUCUCAUGGACUACUGUACGCCUGCCGUUUUCAAGAAACUCGCCGCAUUGUAUCUCAACAUCGAAGAACACUUUUUGGUUGAGCGUAUUGGGAAUAUGUUACUUGAGGUGAAAGCAACUCCAGCUGAAAUCACAGAGCAGCUUAUGGUGAGCAAGAACCCGGAAGUUGCGCUUAAGGGUAUUGUUGAGUUUCUUAUAAGCAAAAAUUGACCAAGGAGAGUGUUGAUUCUGAAAUCAAAGAGGCAGAAGCAUGAAGCUUCAAGGAUCCAGUGAAGUAGUUUACCACUAAUUAUGUAGUAAUUAAAUAACUCUUUGUCUCAAUUUCAUUUGGGAUUUAGUAGGACUGAUGGAUAUGGAUCCAUCAUCCAUGGAAGUAAUCUAGUACGUAUGUAGUUACUUAAUAAUAAUCAUGCAUAGGCCUCGUUGCCUCUGACUUACAAAGCUUGUUAUGUCAAGAAAUGUCAUAUGUGUUGUCUUUA